Messenger RNA from Durusdinium trenchii, 1113 nucleotides. Lineage: Eukaryota; Dinophyceae; Suessiales; Symbiodiniaceae. The record is from the annotation of a GenBank genome assembly.
AUGGAGUGGCAGCUCUUUGCGCGCUACUCUGGCAGUCAAUUCUACACACGCGGACUGCUGCUGGUGGACAGGUCUCACACUUUUCAAGCCAUGGAAUUCACGUCAGAGGAGUGCACCUGGCGUUUCCGAGCAGGUGACAGCGAGGAUUGGAGCAGUGUUGAGUCGGGCCUCCUUUUCCCGAGUGGAAAAGACCAGAUAACGCAAUUCAACGUGAGUAGUGCGCGUGAAGCAGUGGAGGGUGAGGCAAUGGUUCAAUCCAGAAUCAACUUGGAGAUGAACACCGAGCGCGGCAUCCGGCAAGCCGCACAGCUUUACACUCAAUGCAGGCCAGGCGAGUUUUUGAAUUUCAAGCUCACCAUGUACCAGAGGAAUGACAUCGGCUUCGCGGGAGGAGAGCUGGGACAAACCCCAGAAACUAUGGCAUCAAGUGAAGCUCAGACGCAGUUUUUGUCUUCCAAGUUCAAGAUGAUGAAAAUGAGGACAGAUACGGAGUUUGAGGUUCAAAAGAAUUGGAUGGUUCUUGGGGGCAGCACAGUGGCGGAUGCAUAUUUCAAGAGGGACGAGAACCAUCAAGGCGAAGCUCAUUUGGCCACGGCCACUUGUACUGACUCACAGGAACAGGAGGCGGUGAGGAUUUGCACGAAGCACUUGCAGAAAGAGGACACGUUGGACUCAGAGGUCUUUGAGAAUUGCGUCUUUGAUGUUUGCCAUGGGGGUGGAGAAGUUGCACCUGCAGACGAUUGCUACACGAUGCCAGGGUUGGGCAUUGGCAAUGUCACCUCAGCUUGGAACCUUAUGUGUGCCGUACGGAGGUUCCAUUGCCGCCACGAAGUCGUCAAGGAUGCAUGCAGAUUUCUCGAGUUGGCAUCUGGUGAUGGCUGGGCUUAUGACAAGGCGCCGGCCGUUGGCAUGUUGUGCCACCGCUGCCAGCACACGUUGUGGACGGCAAGUGUGAGCCAGAAGGGAAGGCCACCAAUUCCAGCAAGCUUACUCGAUCCGCCGGUGCUGGCUGGUCAGCGUGAACUGGAGCGCUUUCCUGUCGAAUCCUUGUGCCUGGGCUCGGAACUGAGAGGCUACGUGUCCAGCAUUACCCAUGAAGGCCCGAUUCACUGA